Molecule: messenger RNA, 7596 nt
Organism: Esox lucius (northern pike)
Lineage: Eukaryota; Metazoa; Chordata; Actinopteri; Esociformes; Esocidae
Gene: cacna1fa
Product: calcium channel, voltage-dependent, L type, alpha 1F subunit a
Exons: 47
Coding region: 362-6676 (2104 amino acids)
Biological process (GO): calcium ion import across plasma membrane
Cellular component (GO): voltage-gated calcium channel complex; membrane
Molecular function (GO): high voltage-gated calcium channel activity
Source: RefSeq, a predicted model, not a curated record
CCAGGCUGACCACAGCAGAUAGCUAGCAACCUGCAGAUUGUUUCCGGACAAGUUGAUAGCAAAUAUCUAUAUUCCUUACCAACCUUUGGAUAUACUUAAAAAAAAACUUGGUGUUCGAUCAAGGAAAUAAGAUCAGAUUGCAUGACUUAAUUGCUGUAUAAAUGAAUGGGCUAAGGAUGGCCAUAUUACCGGAGUGGGGCACUAUAAAAUAGCUGGCUAAAUCUACAACUUAUUGUUUUUAUUAAAAAGUGCCAUACGUGAUGUACCACCAGUUUUGAAAAAUUGGUUAUUGGUCCAAGUCUGCGCAGGUAUUUGAUGGUGGCUUUUUCCCAGAAGGCACAUCGUGGUGUUCAACUGCGAGAUGGCAGGAAAAGAGGAUGGUGUCUCGUUGGCCGGCUCGGUGUCCGGCGACAAGUCCGACACCCUUGGCUCUACUGCCUCGGGCAAGAAGAGGGGUGGAGGACAGAAGAAGCAGAUGCAAGCCAACAAAUCUGCACUCCGAGCCCCUCGAGCCCUCUGCUGCCUCACCCUUAGUAACCCCAUCCGUAUGGCCGCCUUGGCCCUCGUUGAAUGGAAACCUUUUGAUAUUUUCAUUCUACUUGCUAUCUUUGCCAACUGUGUGGCUCUGGGUGUAUCUAAACCUUUCCCAGAAGAAGACUCCAAUUCCACCAACCACAACCUGGAACAAGUAGAGUACAUUUUCCUGGUCAUCUUCACCAUUGAGACCUUCACUAAGAUCCUGGCCUAUGGCUUGGUCAUGCACCCCAGCGCCUACAUCCGCAGUGGCUGGAAUUUGCUUGAUUUUGUCAUCGUUAUUGUUGGUUUGUUCAGCGUGGUUGCUGAGGGGACGUCUGAACACAAGCCUGGAGAGGCCCAUCAUGCAGCAGGCAAACCUGGAGGACUGGAUGUUAAAGCUCUGCGAGCCUUUAGGGUGCUGCGACCCCUUCGGCUGGUGUCUGGUGUGCCCAGUCUACAGAUUGUGUUGAACUCCAUCAUGAAGGCCAUGGUUCCCCUGCUCCACAUUGGUCUGUUGGUCAUGUUCGUCAUUAUCAUCUAUGCAAUUAUUGGCCUGGAGCUGUUCCUUGGCAGGAUGCACAAGACCUGUUUCUACAUGGGAACCGAUCUGAAUGUGGAUGAUGACCCAACGCCAUGUGCGUUUGCUGGGAACGGGCGUGAGUGUGUGGGGAAUGGGACGGAGUGCAGAGGACCCUGGGAGGGGCCUAACGGUGGGAUCACCAACUUCGACAACAUCUUCUUUGCCAUGUUGACCGUGUUCCAGUGUAUCACCAUGGAGGGUUGGACCGAUGUGCUCUACUGGAUGAAUGAUGCCAUUGGCUUUGAGAUGCCCUGGGUGUACUUUGUCUCUCUGGUCAUCUUUGGCUCGUUCUUCGUACUCAAUCUUGUAUUGGGAGUGUUGAGCGGAGAGUUCUCCAAAGAAAGAGAGAAGGCUGUUGCUCGUGGAGAGCUGCAGGAUGCCCAGAAUAAAAAACAGAUGGAGGAGGAUAUGUGUGGCUACAUGGACUGGCUUAUUGAGGCAGAGGACGUGGACGAAGAAGGAAACAAGCGUGCUGCUGUUGCCAAGAAGAAGUUAAUGAAGAAGUAUGGCUGGUAUAAACACAGCGAGGACGGAGAAUCGGAUUCAGACUCUGAAUUUGAAGCAUAUCUUGAUGAUGACAAUGGCUGCUGCGCAUCUCUUAUGGCUAAGAUGAUGGCCAACAGUUUCUGUGACCAGUUAUGCCAGCUGAACCAUGCCUUUCGGAAGAACUGUCGCGUCGCCGUCAAAUCCCAGAACUUCUACUGGCUGGUGCUUCUCCUGGUGUUUCUCAACACUGCUGCCAGUGCCUCAGAACACUACGGCCAGCCCAAGUGGCUCACUGAGAUGCAGGAGCGAGCCAAUAAGAUUCUUUUGAUGUUAUUCACACUGGAGAUGCUGUUGAAGAUGUAUAGUUUUGGCUUCCAGAUUCACUUCAUGGCUCUGUUUAACCGCUUUGACUGCUUUGUGGUGUGUGGUGGUAUCCUGGAGACCGUACUGGUUGAGUUGGAUGUCAUCCCUCCCAUUGGCAUCUCUGUGCUGCGCUGUGUCCGUCUCCUCAGGGUAUUCAAGGUCACACGGCACUGGGCAGCCCUGUCAAACCUGGUCAAUUCGCUGCUAAACUCCAUGAAGGCUAUCUGCUCCUUGUUGCUCCUUCUCUUCCUCUUCCUCAUCAUCUUUUCCCUGCUGGGCAUGCAGCUGUUUGGGGGAAAAUUCAACUUUGACGAGACUCAGAUGAAGAGGAGCACAUUCGACACUUUCCCUCAGGCCUUGCUCACCUGCUUCCAGAUUCUCACAGGAGAAGACUGGAAUGCUGUGAUGUAUGAUGGGAUCAUGGCAUAUGGAGGGCCGAUCUUUCCACAGAUGAUCGUGUGCGUCUACUUUGUUGCCCUUUUCGUCGUUGGAAACUAUAUCCUGCUCAAUGUCUUCUUGGCUAUUGCUGUGGACAACUUGGCGGGAGAUGGUGGAAAAAAGAAAAUAGAAGAGAAAAAAGAGGAGGAAGAGGACUGGGAUGAAGAUGAAGACAAAGAGGAUGAAGAUGCAGGCAAUGAGUUGGAUGACUGGGAGGAGAAUGAAGAGCUGAGAGCCAUCGAGGGCCUGGAGGGAAUUAUGCCUGCCAAGCCAGAGUUUUCCGCUCCAAAGGAGAAGAUUGAACCCAUCCCAGAUGGGAGCUCUUUCUUCAUUCUUGGAAAGAGAAAUUGCCUUCGAGUGGCAUGCCACAACCUCAUUCACCACCCGUACUUCACCAACCUCAUCCUUGUCUUCAUCAUACUCAGUAGCAUUUCCCUGGCUGCUGAAGAUCCAAUCCGAGCUCACUCCUUCAGGAACAAUAUGCUUGGAUACGCUGAUUAUGCAUUCACCUCCAUAUUCACUGUGGAAAUCAUACUGAAGGUGACGGUAUUCGGUGCAUUCCUUCAUCCUGGCUCCUUCUGUCGGAACGCCUUUAAUCUCCUGGACCUGCUGGUCGUCAGUGUAUCUCUGGCAUCCUUCUUCCUCCAUUCGAGUGCAAUCUCUGUGGUCAAGAUCUUCAGGGUACUGAAAGUGCUCAGGCCACUACGAGCCAUCAACAGAGCCAAAGGACUCAAGAAUGUUGUGCAGUGCGUGUUUGUGGCAAUCAAAACCAUCGGAAACAUCUUGAUCGUCACAACUCUCCUGCAGUUCAUGUUUGCUUGUAUUGGCGUGCAGCUUUUCAAGGGCAGAUUCUACAGAUGCACCGACGAAGCCAAACACACUCCUUACGAGUGCAUGGGGACGUUUGUGGUGUACAAGGACGGCGAUAUGAAUCACCCCAUGGUGAGAGAGAGGAAAUGGGAAAACAGUGAAUUCAACUUUGACAAUGUGCUGCAGGGCAUGUUGGCCCUGUUCACUGUGUCUACGUUCGAAGGCUGGCCACAGCUUCUGUACAAGGCCAUUGACGCCAAUGCAGCGAACCACGGCCCCAUCUACAACUACCGCGUGGAGAUCUCCAUAUUCUUCAUCAUCUACAUCAUCAUCAUCGCCUUCUUCAUGAUGAACAUCUUCGUGGGUUUCGUCAUUAUCACUUUCCGUGAGCAGGGAGAAUCCGAGUUCAAGAACUGCGAACUGAACAAAAAUCAAAGACAGUGUGUACAGUAUGCUCUGAAAGCCAAACCCAUUAAGAUCUACAUUCCCAGAAACCCAUCCCAGCUAAAGUUCUGGAAGAUCAUCGCGUCAAGCCAGUUCGAGUACAUCAUGUUUGUCCUCAUUCUUCUCAAUACCCUCACCUUGGCUGUGCAGCAUUAUCAGCAGUCUAAACUGUUCAACUCAAUCAUGGACAUCCUCAACUUGAUCUUCACUGCCCUCUUUACUGUGGAGAUGGUCAUCAAGCUACUGGCUCUCAGAACACAUCAAUAUUUCAUUGAUGCUUGGAACACUUUUGAUGCUCUGAUCGUAGUGGGCAGCGUGCUGGACAUCAUGGUGUCAGAGCUCAGUGGAGGAGACGAGGAUGCAGAAGUUGUCGAAGCUGCUGUCAAAACUGUAGCAGUGGCGGGGGCUCCAGCCGGGGCCAAGAAGGAAAGUGGAAAGGUGUCCAUCACGUUCUUCCGUUUGUUCAGAGUCUUGCGAUUGGUCAAGCUACUCAGUAAAGGCGAGGGCAUUCGAACCCUCCUCUGGACUUUUGUCAAGUCACUCCAGGCCUUGCCAUAUGUCGGCCUCCUCAUUGCCAUGAUUUUCUUCAUCUAUGCAGUGAUUGGUAUGCAGACAUUUGGAAAGAUUGCAAUAGAUGACAACUCACAUAUUAACCGGAACAACAACUUCCAGACCUUCUUCAUGUCCGUGCUGCUCCUCUUUAGGUGUGCUACUGGAGAGCAGUGGCAGGAGAUCAUGCUGGCAGCAUUGCCAGGGAGACGCUGUGACCCUGAGUCAGACUUUGAGCCCGGGGAGGAGAACAUGUGUGGAAGUAACCUGGCCUACAUCUACUUCAUCAGCUUCUUCAUGCUCUGUGCUUUCCUGAUCAUUAACUUGUUCAUUGCUGUCAUCAUGGACAACUUUGAGUACCUGACCAGAGACUGGACUGUGCUGGGUACUCAUCACCUGGACGAGUUCAAGAGAGUUUGGUCUGAUUAUGACCCCGAGGCCACAGGUCGAAUCAAACACAUCGAUGUGGUCACGAUGCUGCGCAGGAUCCAGCCCCCCCUUGGUUUUGGAAAACUCUGCCCCCAUCGUGUGGCCUGCAAGAGACUGGUUGCUAUGAACGUGCCGCUGCACAGCGAUGGGACAGUGACAUUCAACGCCACCCUGUUUGCACUGGUCAGAACCUCACUCAAGAUCAAGACUGAUGGGCCCGUUGACCAGGACAACGAGGAGCUCAGGGCCAUCAUUAAGAAGAUAUGGAAACGCACUAAACCCAAGCUGCUUGAAGAGGUCAUUCCUCCCCCCAGAGGGGAAGAGGUUACUUGUGGAAAGUUCUAUGCCAGCUUCCUGAUCCAAGACUACUUUAAAAAGUUCCGCAAAAGGAAAGAGCGGGAGAGGAAGAAGAAGGGUAAAGACAAGAAAGACUCUCUCCAGGCUGGGCUCCGGUCUCUACAGGCUCUGGCCCCUGAGCUGCAUCUGGCCUUGGCAAUGGAAGGAGAGGAUGAGGAGGGGCUUGAAGGUAUAGAGGGAGAACCGGAUGAACAUUUCUUCAAGAAUGACAACGUUUUUGAAGAUCCUGGCGUCUCUUCCCCAAAUACUCGGUCCAACACUCCCAUGCCGUCGGACACGGAGGAGGGCAUCACCUCCUUUAUGGAGCCCUUUGUCGAGCCCAAAAUAUUCCAAGAGGUGGUGACUGAACAGCCACUGACAGCAACCCAGAGUCCAGAAUCAGUUCAUACAUCCUUUGAGGUGGUGACUGAACAGCCCUUGAAAUCUGAGAUCCUCCCUCCACCAGAGGAAAUACCAGCUCCACCACUGCCUCCACCCGCACCGGCCGCAUCCCCACCAGCGGAAGCACCACCCGAACCUAAAGUUGUGUCCCCGCCACACAUGGCUGUCCAGUCGACACCUCAGAUAGUGUUAGCCCCACCAGAACCGGAGGCAACUCAAGUGAUCUUAGAGACAGUCCCCCCACCUCCGCCACCAGAGCCUGUGACAGAGGUCGGGGGGGCGGGCGAGACGUACGCUGCACAGCAGGUGUAUUACCCAGAGUACCCGGUGGGCGUUCCAGCCAAUGACAGGUAUGUGUGCCAGGAUCAGCCUGUGGCCUUUCCUGUCACACCAGAGUACGUGCAGAGCCCCGCUCCCAAUGGGAGCGCAGCAGGUCCGCCCUACGCCAAUGGCAACGCCAUUAAUGGGAACGGCUACAACGCCUCCAUGAAUGGAGGCAGCAUCAACGGGAGUAGCAUGAGUGGCUACACCAGCAACGGCUACAACGGAAAUGACCACAGUGGCAAUGGCCACAGCAAUGGGUUCCAGCAGUACAUGCGGAGACGUAUCCUGCCCCCCACCCCUGCAGGUCGAAAGCCGCCCUCCUUUAAUAUCCAGUGUCUGAAGGCACAGCACAGCGCAGAUGACAUCCCUAUCCCUGGUACAUAUCAGGGAAACUCUCCCCCAUGCAGAUCCAGACUGACCCUGGACUCCCGCCGUAGCAGUGUCUCGUCCAUGUCCUCAGCGUCCUGGGCCAACAACGGAGGCCCUGCGGGGUUGAUGCCCGGAGCGGAUACGACAGCAGCAUCCUCAACUGCGGCCAAGAGAGGGCGUCUGCUCUACGCCCCCAUAAUGCUUGUCGAUGAGACAGGGGGCACCCAACAGAUGUGGGGAGACCGGGCUCACGCCUCCUCCAGCCUCCCUGCGGUUACCACUAAGCCCAGCGGCUGGUACCCCGGAGCACCGACGCUCCCUGGGCCCACGCACCCGAACAGGAGCUACACCAACGGCAGGGUGCCCUCCCAGAUCAGCCAAAGCCUCAUAGAGAAGGGGAGUGCAGACAGCCUGGUGGAGUCGAUCCUGAUAUCAGAAGGCUUGGGCCUUUAUGCAAGAGACCCAAAGUUUGUGAACUUUGCCAAGCGGGAGAUUGCUGAUGCAUGUAACAUGACCAUCGAUGAGAUGGAAAACGCAGCCACAGACCUUCUGACCCGUUCAGCAGGCCACCCAAUAGGACGCUUCGAGGAGGAGCUGGCUGAUGAGAUGAACUGUGUGAUAUCCUACUGAGACUAAAGGAAGGAAACCGAAAGGAGGAGAGGGGAGCGAGGGACUAAAAUAGGGGGUUAGAAUGGGCUGGAUACUUAUUGCGGUUAGCAUGCCGUCUUUCUCUUCAGGGUAAUCAUAUUUUCCAGAUGUUCUCAGGUAAUUUGGCUUUGUUGAAAGCAUCAGCGUGUCUUGAACCAUACAGAAUACUCAAUACAGAGAUCAUUGAUAUUUCCCCAAAAUACUUUUUAAAUGAAUUCCAGUGUGAAAUGUAAUUGUGCAUUGUACUAUAGCCUGCUGAUCAUAAUUAUUAUUAUUAUUCUACUAUAAAGUGUUAUCUUUAUUUUCAAAAGCAUUUUUUUUUUUGCAAUGUUUUCUAUUUUGUACUAUACAUGAUGUACCACCCAAAUCAUGCAAUAAAACUGUUAGAACCAUAGUAAAAUAGAUACAUAUUAAAAAGCAGGCAUGAAUCAAAUGUGUUUUUUAUGAACACCUGCCAAUAGUGUGAGUGUGCUCCAGUUGUAAUUAUAGAUCAUGGGUUUAUAUGUGUCACGUCAGACCAGUGAAACCUUAUCAUAACAUUAAAAGUAGCCCACUGAAACAUUAGCAUAACAUUAACAGUAGCCCACUGAAACAUUUCCAAAACAUUAACAGUAGCCCACUGAAACAUUACCAUAACAUUAGUGGUAGACUUUUAAACCACGUUAUGCAGUAUUAGAUCAACAGAAAUUCCACUGAAGAGUCUCAUGACAGUCGUCUUCAUCUUCCUAAGUGAUAUACUUGAAAUAGUAUUUGUAUAUUAUGGUCAAGAGGAACACAACUUGUACACAACACUUAACUUGAUAACAUUUGUUAGAAAACAUUUGUUAGGUUUGUUAUAUUGUGCCCGCUAACACUUUGACCUGCCUGGUAUUUCUGUGUUUACAGUAAUAAAGUAUAAUGUA